AUGCUCUGUGAAAUCUUAUCCGAUCAAAAAUUUGUCCAUUCGGAAGGUAAGGAACUACUUGCUUAUGGAUUGGGAAACAUUUCCUCGUCAUUUUUUCAAUGUUAUCCAAGUUCAGGCUCAUUAAGUCGUUCAAUGGUACAAGGAGAAAGUGGUGGCAAAACAUCACUUAUUGGUGGUUUUUCUUCUGUAGUUUUAGCUGCCGUAAUUCUAGUGCUAUCACCUCUUCUGGAAUCUCUUCCUAUGCCGUGUUUAGCCGGUAUUAUCAUUGUCAAUCUCAAAGGGCUCCUGCUUAAAGUUACUGACUUUACUUAUUAUUAUCGUAUUAGUAUGAUGGAAGCCAUCCUUUGGUUUAUCACAUUUUUGACUGUCAUUUUAUCCGACGUUGAUAUGGGUGUUUAUGUGGGUAUAGCUACUUCGUUUCUCAUGAACACGAUUCGUACGCAAAGGCCACGCUUCGCUGUCCUCGGUCGAGUAGGUGAUACUAUACUCUAUAAAAAUAUAAAAGCGUUUCCAUCUGCUGAACAACAUCUCAAUAUCAAAAUUCUUCGUUUCGAUGGAUCUCUUUAUGCGUUACAAUUAAGCUAA
Molecule: messenger RNA, 585 nt
Organism: Rotaria sp. Silwood1
Lineage: Eukaryota; Metazoa; Rotifera; Eurotatoria; Philodinida; Philodinidae
Source: the annotation of a GenBank genome assembly